This is a messenger RNA of Papaver somniferum (opium poppy), 1329 nucleotides long. Its product is annotated as auxin-responsive protein IAA16-like. Gene Ontology annotation, molecular function: protein binding. Gene Ontology annotation, cellular component: nucleus. Bases 163 to 990 code for a protein of 275 amino acids. Gene Ontology annotation, biological process: regulation of DNA-templated transcription. Lineage: Eukaryota; Viridiplantae; Streptophyta; Magnoliopsida; Ranunculales; Papaveraceae. The transcript is spliced from 5 exons. The record is from RefSeq and is a predicted model, not a curated record.
UCUCUCUCUUUCUUUCUCUUCGUAGCUUUCUCUCAAUCCAAUCUUUUGUUCAUCCAAGAAACGCUUUUUUCAGAACCAAAGCGGAAGAAGAAAAAGAAGGUUUUUCUUGAGACAAAUUAAUAAAGUCUAGAGAAGGGCCAAGUUGGUCCAAAACCAACUAAAAUGAUCGGAGGUGCCGAACGGAAAGAGCUCAAUUUGAUAAAUUUUGAAGAAACAGAAUUACGUUUAGGAUUACCUGGUGGUAGUGCUAGUAAUGAAAAUAAUAGUGAAGUUGAGAAUGGGAAGAACUCUUCAGGAAAAAGAGGAUUUUCUGAGACAAUUGAUUUAAAGCUUAAUCUUGAGACUUCACUGUCUGCUUCGAUAGAAGAAUCGUCGGAAUUAGUAUUAAUGGAUCAUCAUCAUCAUCAGAAUAAUAAUGAGAAGAUCAGUAAGAGUUCGCUAGUGUCCGAGAAUAAAAGUAUUAAGGAUAAAACUAGUGUUACUAGUUGUUCUAACGACGAUCACCACGCCAAGCAGUCCGCUCCCAAGGCACAAGUUGUAGGUUGGCCGCCAGUUCGAUCAUAUCGCAAGAAUGUUCUAUCUGUACACAAGAGCAAUACAGAAGAGGUCGGCAACAGCAACAACGUUGCCUUCGUUAAAGUUAGCAUGGACGGUGCACCUUGCCUUCGAAAGGUUGAUUUGAAGUUGUACAAGAGUUACCAAGAACUUUCUCAAGCCUUGGCUAAAUGUGUUUGUUCUUUGUUUAUGAAUGAAGGUAACUGUGAAACUCAAGGGAUGAAAGAUUUUAUGAACGAGAGUAAAUUGAUGGAUCUUUUAAAUGGGUCCGAGUACGUCCCGACUUAUGAAGACAAAGAUGGCGACUGGAUGCUCGUAGGCGAUGUACCAUGGAGGAUGUUUGUCGACUCCUGCAAACGCUUACGGAUCAUGAAAGGAUCAGAGGCAAUUGGACUUGCACCAAGAGCGGUGGAGAAAUGCAGGAACAGAAGCUGAAUACUAAAUCUCUUUCUAUCAUUCAAUCUGGAUAAUGACCUGUUCAUUGAGCUCCCGGUUUCUUCGAAAGCGAAAACAGACUGAAUUUUGCGGGAGUCUCUGAAUUUGUCUGUACUUUAUUUAAAUUGGGUUGCUAUAUAAAUUCUACAAGACUAAUAAAAAAUCAUAUUUAUUAUAUAAGGGGGUAUUGGUAUCAAAGAUUGAAAAUUGGAGGAAAAGAAAAAGAAAAAGAAAACUGCUAGUUCUACUGUGUGCGUAUGGGUUCUAUUCUAAGACCUAGCUGUAUUUAUAAGCAGCACCUGUUUUCUUUCUACUAUAAUGUUUUUAUUAAUCCGUUAC